Messenger RNA from Manihot esculenta (cassava), 1179 nucleotides. Its product is annotated as adenylate kinase 4. Gene Ontology annotation, cellular component: mitochondrion; cytoplasm. The transcript is spliced from 6 exons. Gene Ontology annotation, biological process: nucleobase-containing compound metabolic process. Gene Ontology annotation, molecular function: ATP binding; AMP kinase activity. Lineage: Eukaryota; Viridiplantae; Streptophyta; Magnoliopsida; Malpighiales; Euphorbiaceae. The record is from RefSeq and is a predicted model, not a curated record. The coding region runs from base 147 to 887 and encodes 246 amino acids.
GCACUGCUUGAAUUUGAAGCAUUGGAAGGUCCGAACAACUGAAAGCAUUGAGCACCAAACCCCUUCCACAUUCCAGGCGGAAAUUCAACUCUCUCUGCGUUUUGCUUGGAAGUGGUACGCGGGAAUACUAGUAAAAUUUAGACUCAAUGGCGAGCAUCUCAGCCUCGAACUUGGAAGAUGUGCCCUCUGUGGAUCUCAUGACAGAGCUCCUCCGUCGCAUGAAGUGCUCCACUAAACCUGAUAAGCGCCUCAUUCUCAUCGGUCCACCUGGGUCUGGUAAAGGUACUCAAUCACCAAUUAUUAAGGACGAGUACUGCUUAUGCCACUUAGCUACUGGUGAUAUGCUGAGAGCUGCCGUUGCUGCUAAAACCCCACUUGGUGUUAAGGCCAAGGAGGCUAUGGACAAGGGUGAACUUGUAUCUGAUGACUUGGUUGUUGGAAUUAUUGAUGAAGCAAUGAAGAAGCCUUCAUGCCAGAAAGGUUUCAUUCUUGACGGAUUUCCUAGAACUGUGGUCCAAGCACAAAAGCUUGAUGAGAUGCUUGCAAAGCAGGGAGUUAAAGUUGAUAAGGUGCUCAAUUUUGCAAUUGAUGAUGUAAUUUUGGAGGAAAGAAUUACUGGUCGCUGGAUCCAUCCUUCAAGUGGUAGAACCUAUCAUACAAAAUUUUCACCUCCCAAUGUUCCUGGCAUAGAUGAUGUGACUGGAGAGCCUUUGAUUCAACGUAAAGAUGAUACUGCAGCGGUUCUUAAGUCAAGACUUGAGGCAUUUCACAAGCAAACUGAACCAGUAAUCGAUUAUUAUAAGAACAGGGGUGUAGUUGCGGAUCUUCGUGCGGAGAAACCUCCAAAAGAGGUCACAUCUGAGGUUCAGAAAGUGCUAUCCUCGUAAAGCGGGAUCGUUAAUACUCACAAAUGGGUUGAUUUUUCCGGCAAUUUUAAUGGUUUUUUGUUCUCAUAUGUAUUCUAAACAUGCUUUCACAUGAUUAUCCUUUUGUUUCUCCUUUAUUUUGACCGCAAAUUCUGAGUUCAAAUAAAAUAAGGACGCAAAAACUCUGGUUCAUAUUUUGAGUGAUUGAAGUGAUCUAUUUUGUACCGCAUUCAUCUUCUAUUCUUGCUGGUAACCAGAGAAGCUGCUUGGUUUCCUUUAUAAUUUAUAUAUUUGUCUUGGAAUUUUCUCGGCA